Molecule: messenger RNA, 3798 nt
Organism: Poecile atricapillus (Black-capped chickadee)
Lineage: Eukaryota; Metazoa; Chordata; Aves; Passeriformes; Paridae
Gene: FGL1
Product: fibrinogen like 1
Exons: 8
Coding region: 139-1080 (313 amino acids)
Biological process (GO): regulation of immune response; negative regulation of T cell activation
Source: RefSeq, a predicted model, not a curated record
CAUAGCAGAUGUAAGACUAAACUCUGCAGAAUUUAAUAGCAAAAACAGUCACAGCUUGGGAAGGGCUCUGGAAUUAUUUGCAUCAGCUUAAGAAGAUUUAACAACUUUGAGUUCUGUCCAGAAGUUAAAGCUUCCAAAAUGAAAAUUUUGAUAAUGAUUGAUUUUGCCCUUGCAGCUAGCUUGAUGGAUGUCAUUGUCAGCUCUGAUUUACAGAAAUGUUUUCAAGAGCAGUUACUACUUCAGGGCCAGGUGAGGCUUCUGGAACAUCGUGUGAAACAGCAGCAGUUAAAAAUUAUACAGCUCUUAGAGAAGAAAGAGAUUCAGUACAGUGACAGAGAAGAUGAAAACAGUGUCAUUGACUUGGGAGGAAAAAGACAGUAUUCAGAUUGUGCAGACAUCUACAAUGAAGGCCAUAAGCAAAAUGGAUUUUAUAAAAUAAAACCUAUCCAGAGUCCUAGAGAAUUCCUUGCAUUCUGUGACAUGUCUGAAGGAGGUGGCUGGACUGUGUUUCAGAGACGUUCUGAUGGCAGCCAGAAUUUUGAUAGAGUCUGGGCUGACUAUGAAGAAGGUUUUGGAAAUUUUGUUUUGAAAAAUGGUGAAUUUUGGCUUGGAAAUAAAAAUCUUCAUUAUUUGACUAAUCAAGGGAAUUAUACUUUAAGAAUUGAUCUAAUUGAUUUUGAAGGAGAACGGCGUUUUGCACAGUAUGCACGAUUCAGAGUUGCAGGAGAAGAGCAUUCUUAUGAGAUGAGUUGUGGUGAGUACUCUGGUACAGCUGGUGAUUCCCUUACUGGUGGAUUUCAUCCUGAAGUAAAAUGGUGGGCUGAUCAUCGAGGAAUGAAAUUCAGUACUAGAGACAGGGAUAAUGACAACUAUGAAGGGAACUGUGCUGAAGAGGAAAAGGCUGGCUGGUGGUUUAACAGGUGUCACUCUGCCAACCUGAAUGGUUUGUACUACAAAGGUCCCUACACUGCCAAGACAGACAACGGGAUUGUUUGGUACACCUGGCAUGGGUGGUGGUAUUCCCUAAAAUCCGUUGUCAUGAAGGUCAGACCUGCAGACUUUGAAUAUAAUAUUGUUUAAAUAUACUAUUAACGCAAUUAAUCUGAUUAAUCUUCUAGGAAAUUCAUUCCAAAUUAAAAUGGGCAGAUUUUUACUUCUCAAUCUAUACAUGUGUAAAUUUGGAAUAAUUCCUGUGCAAUCAGUAGGUUUAUGAGAUGUAAGUGAAAAGACAAGAUAGCCUAUGAACCUUUAGAUACAAAUAUUAAUGCUAAUGGGUGCAGGUUUUUUUUAAAAAGGCAAGUGUUCACCUCAAAAAAAGGACAUCUUUUAAGAUGGAGAAUUUUUGGCUUUACAGUAACUCCAAAUCCUUUCACCCUUAAAAACGAAAGUAUUUUUACUGUGCUGUCUCAAAAAUACGAAUUAAUUGUACUUACACAAUAAAAAAAAAAGCCCAACUCAAAUAGAAGCAUAUGGUUUACUCAGUGGAUGCAACAUACCUGCUUUGGAAAGGUUCAAGACCUUAGAAAUUAAUUUCCUGUAAAUCUCUCUGAUGUAUUGGUUGAACACGUUGUGUAUGUAGAAUACAUAAAAGAUUUAAAGACUGAGGCAGGGAACCGAAGAAAGAGAAGGGGUGAUGCCAGAGUACAAUCAAUUGAAUCCAAUAUAGAGAAGAAGACUGUUUUUUGCUAAAGCAUUUCUAGGGCUGGUCACAAUAUUUCAAUGUAACAUUUUUAGAUUGUUUGUAAUUAUGCUUUUCUCCUUCUUGGUCACUGUAAUGCCUUGCUUUUUCUUUCUUUUUUUUUUUUUUUUUGUUCCCUUUUUAUUUUUUUUUAAAAAAAGGACUUUAAUAAACUGACAUUUGGAGAUUUAACAAAAGUUGCAAUUAAUUUUAAUGUAAGCUAAGUUUUGAACAGAAGGCAUAUGUAGAGGGAAGUAUACUUUAUCUGCCUCAAAAUCUAUCAUUUUAGAGGUUCUUAGUGCUUGAUACUAUAAAUCUCAACUUUCUUUUUGGACUUUACAACUCUCUAAGUCCUGUUCAGUCACUUCCUCUCCUUUUCCUAUGUACUUGUGUAGGCUCUCCAGGCUUUUUUCCAUCUCAAGCUGCAUAUCCAUAUUUUCCUUGUACAAGAAUAAUGGUAAGAGAGACUUUGCCUACCCCUAGCUUUUGUGCUUAGCACAAUAGACUCAAAUAGCCAGUAAUAACAAGAGUUGCUAAUGAGUUCAUGCUGCCAUGGAGGAGAUAGGAAUACUCUCUAGAAAGGUAUCCAAUCAAAUGUAGUACAUUUCUGCUGGGCAGAUGCAAAUGAAGACUUCAAAAAAAAUAUGGACUUAAACUUGCUUUUCUGAAAUAAUUUUGCUUUUGUAGUUGAACUUCUAGUCUCUCUUCCCCUGUCCAAAUAUAAUUUUGAACACAGCACCCACUUUCAAUCAUGCUUAACCUGGUUGAAAUGAAGUUUUGGUAAAGGUCAGUUUAUAACCACAUUGCUAUAAAUACAGGUCAGCUGAAUGGUAACUCUCUGCAAAGCAACUUUUUCUUCCAUUUUCAUCCUCCCAAAACAAAAGCUUGUAAAGAAUGCUUGAAAGAAUAGGAUGGAAUAAGGGAGGGAGGAUGUUUGGAACAAUUGGAGGGAGGAAAUAAUUCAUCAAUCAACACUCAAUAAGAAAUAAUAUCACUCAAUAAGAUAAAUCAUGUUACACCUAAACCAAAAAAGAGGAGAAAAAACAGGGUUCAGGCAGCUAAAAUCAUGUAAUAGUGUAAAAACUGUGCCAGUGAAAAUCUGCAGUAUAGAUGCUUUCAGGUCUUUUUCUUUCUUUUUUGUGGUAGUAGCGAGUAUUCUAGAUAAUCCAGUCUUUUUUUUGAUGUAUCAAUUGACACUGUGCUAAAGAUUUCUGGCCUUCAGCACAUCCCUGUACCUGUGCAUGAGAGGACCAAUGAACAGGUCUACAACUACUUAUUUUGAACUUUAAUUAGUUACACCAAAUUACAUUUGGUAUUCGAGAGGAAGGCCUAUCACCCUGUGUGUGUGUGUGUAAGGAGGGUAAAGGAGGGAAGGAAAGAGAGAGAGUGAGAGAAAUUCAACAUUAAAACAAAAAACCUAAUAAAGUAUUUUUGUUCAAUUUUAUUACAGAACUUAAAUGGGUUCCUAUGUAAUUAUGUAUAUGUCUGUAGAUAUAAGUUAUUAAUAAUAUGAUGGAUGUUUUGGAGUAGGUUAUAAAAAUGUUCUAACUACAGUAUUUCCCAUAAUGAUUUUCAAAUUCUUUCUCCACUCUAAGAGGAGAAAGCUUUAAUUAUUUGGAAAAAAAACCCCAGAAUGCCAUUAUGUAGAAUCUGUAAAAACAUCUUUAGUUUUUCACAGGAAAAUGGAAAGAUUAGCUCAUGAAUUUGGAGAGUAUCAAGGCAGAUCAUAUUCCACCAAAAUAAAACACAAGGAGGAUUUAUGUAUAGGAAAUUUGGAUCUUUAGCACACACACAAAAACUGACUUUCAAAAUGUGCUCAUAAAAUCUAUGGUAAUUUUUUUUUAUGUACUGCAGUGUAAAUCCAACCUCUUUAUUUAUAAGAACCAAAUGAAAUCUUUUGGCUGAGUUAGGGUGCUUUUGACAUAUUCUGAUAUAAAUUUCACUCCUUUUCUAUACUGUAAAUCAUAAAAUGAAGAAGAAUCAAGUCUAUCUUUGUACAUCUUCUAAUGCACUUAUAUGUUUAUUUGGACUGAAUGCUAUUCAGAACAAGGAAGCAUCAAGCAUACUGUCAACAAUAUGCAAAUACUGUAAUUCAGUUCCACCACUUUUCCAUGGCCUUU